This is a messenger RNA of Sphenostylis stenocarpa, 1674 nucleotides long. NCBI's taxonomy places the organism in Eukaryota, Viridiplantae, Streptophyta, Magnoliopsida, Fabales, Fabaceae. The record is from the annotation of a GenBank genome assembly.
AUGGCUCAGCCAUUUGGAAAAGCCAUAGCAAAACCACCACCUUCUUCUUCUUCUUCCUCCACAAUUCCAAUUCCAAAUCUCUCCCUGUUAACCUCCAUCGCCUCAAUCCUUCAAAACCUAAAUCCCAAAAUCCCAGAUUUCUCACCCCUCAUUCAAUUCUCCCCUUACCUCACUCCAAACUUGGUCAUUCACGUGAUCAAGAACCAAAAGAAUCCCCACCACGCGCUUCACUUCUUCAACUGGGCCUCCAACCCCAACCCCAACCCUAACAACUACUCCCACACCCCCUUCUGCUACGCCGCCAUCACCGACCUCUUGCUCUCCCACUCCCUCUUCUCCACAGCCUACUCCCUCCUCCGUCACUCCAACAAACUCUCUGACUCCCUCAUCUGCAAGUUCAUCAACGCGCUCGGCCACCGCGGCGAUAUCAGGGGCGCCAUUCACUGGUUCCACAAAGCCAAAAACUUGGGACGAGGACAUUGCGUCUACUCAUGCAACGCCAUCUUGGGCGUGCUCGUCAGGGCCAACCGAGUCAAUAUUGCCAAGGCCAUCUACGAUCAGGUCCUCGCAAAAGCUGUGGUGGAACCCGAUGUUUACACUCACACCACCAUGAUUCGUGGGUUUUGCAAAGUGGGCAUGGUCGACAGUGCGAUCAAGGUGUUCGACGAAAUGCGCUGCGAACCCAAUAUAGUUACUUACAACACGUUGAUCCACGGGUUUUGUAAGAGAGGUCAGAUGGAGGGUGCCAGGUGGAUUUUUGACAAAUUGAUCGAGAGUAAGAAUUGUGCGCCGGAUGCGUUGAGUUUCACCACUUUGAUUUAUGGGUAUUCGAAGAGGGGUGAAUUCCAAAAGGCGCUGGAGUGUCUGAAGGAGAUGGUGGAACGAGGAUGUUCUCCGAAUGUUGUUACCUACAAUACAUUGAUUGAAUGUCUUUGUUUGAGCGGAGAAGUGGACGAAGCAAAGAAAAUGAUGAGUAGGAUGCGGUUGAAUGGUUUGAAAGACAAUGUCGCCACAAACACUAGCUUGUUGAAGGGGUUGUGUAUUGUGGGAAAGUCUGAUGAAGCUGUCAAGCAUUUGAGGGAAAUGGUUAGUCGCGGGAUGAAGCCGGAUGUGAAAGCGUAUGGGGUUGUUGUGAAUGAGUAUUGCAAGAUUAGAAAACCAAGAGAAGCAGUGUCACUUCUCAGAGAAAUGGUGGCGAGGGGUGUUAAGCCAAGUGUGUCAAGCUUCAAUGCAGUGUUUAGAGUUCUUGUGGAUGAGUGGAAGAUUGAUGAAGGAGUUAUUCUUUUGAAGCAGAUGAGUCAGAUGGGAUGCUCACCCAAUUUCUUAUCUUAUUGCAUAGUUAUAUGUGGUCUUUGUAAAGUGAAGGGUAGGAUGCAGGCAGUUGAAGAGCUUGUUUCGGACAUGCUUCAGAAUGGACAUAACCUGGAUGCCACUAUGUAUAACUGCUUACUUGGCGGAUACUGUGACGACGGGGAUGAAGAAAUGGCACUAAAGACGUUCUAUGACAUUAGGGACAAGAAGUUUUUUAUCAACCAAGACAUUUUCUGCACUUUUGUGAAGAUGUUGUGUGCAAAGGGAAAAUUGAAAGAGGCGGAGACAGUGUUUGAGGAGAUGCUUGUGCAGGAGAUUCCAGUUAAGCGGAAAGCUGAGGCUAAGGCAACAGAGGAACAAUAA